CCGGGACGAGGAGGCGGCAUCGCAUCCGGCCAAAGGCAUACCGGCCAAUUUUCGUUGCACCCAAUCCCCGAAUUGCAGGGUCCCUUUGAAGAGUCGAUUGCGGAGACCCGCCAUACAGCACGAUGGGGCUCAGUCGAGCUUGACGCUCAAACUAGACGCCGAGAUCUCCUUGAGACUCCCCAAUAUGAGCGACUCUGUGGUCGUAAAUGGCGCCAAAGAGCCGAUGAACGGUAUCAUCCACUCUGGAAGCUUACCGCACAGAUGUCUUUUGGUGUUCAUCUCCUUGUUAGAGGGUUGGCCAAGUCAGAUGUGGAAGUUUUGAGAAUUCUUCAGUCCCAUGUGGACGAAGUGGAUGGAUUCCUGGGGAGAACUGCGGAGGAUUUUUCCAUCAUACAGCUUGAUGUGCGCACACGCAUACAGUACCUUAGUCUACCUCUGGAGAACCUAGAUGUUUUCGAUGAGAUGCUGGGGGACCGUAGCUUUCGUCUCUCCAUCACUGACUAUAACGAGAGGAUUGAACAUGCAAUCACAAGAUUCACAAUCGCAGUCCAGGACGCCUUGAAGGACAUAGAAAAGGGACGGGAAGCGAUCGGUGCCCUAUGGAGGUACCUUUUUGAAUCGGCGAACGAGAAUGACCCAAUGCCGGGUAGGAUGGUAGCGAUCUAUAAUGCCAUGCUAUCAAACGCAGAGGGCUGGAACAAUGCAUUCUCAAAACUCCAGCGCAAAGGCGUGGCCCUCCAAUACGCACUUGGUCAACUCGGCUUGGCUAUAACUGAAAUGCAGCGGCGUGUCGGUGUGGCAAGUCGAAGGUCCGUGGUCUCCUUCGCACAGCGCUCCAACCGGCUUCUGCGAGGACGAUCGCUCAAAGAAUGCGUCUCUGAAAAGGACUCAAGCGUCGGAACCCAUUUUGCCAUAUCAUCCAAGCCUCUUCCUCGUGCACCAGACCUCCCGCAAUCAGCGCCUACUGUGUGGCUGAAUGAACGCCGAAGGUUGAUGCAGAAAAGUGUUCCAAACUUGAGAGCGGCCGGAAGAAGUACGGAAGAAAGCGCUUCCCAGAUGAUGGACCGACCAACGUCCGUCAGUGAAGUGCCGGACAGAAAGGCCUCCAAAGUAUUUGUCCCCAGCAUUCGGCGCAAUGUAGUCACGCUCUCGAAAUCCAAGUCGAAGCCGACGGAACCUCAAGACCAGUCAGUCCAGCGACCAUCCACAGCGCCAUCCAGGGCGUCAAGGGCGCGGAGUAUCUCUCUGGAUCACCUCAAAUUCUUGCAUAAAAGCCGGAAGCGUGAAGGAGUAUUAGCACCGGCCCCCGCCGAACAGCCCCCUAUGCCACACGUAUCAUUGAGGCGGGAGACGAUGAAAGCCCAAUUGCUGCAGUUCUUCAGGUCCGACCGCGUGCAAGAUGCUUGGGAGACUGCAGCACGCAAUGAGAAAGAGGCUACUGUUGAGAAUAGUUCCGACCUUAAGAAGGACGGACCGUGGAGCAAAUUUCAAAUCGCAUCGUCCAAGAACAACGGUGCGGCGCAUGGAGCACAUCCCGACGUUCUCGAACCAGCCUCCGCCGAAGACAUGGCAUGGCUUCCAAAAAAGGACUCGGAAACGCUUAACACCUACUCACUCAAGCCAAAACCCAAUACAGCGCCUCGCUUCCACUUGUUCCCCGCCCAGACAAGCCUGCCUCAAGAGAUGAAGGCGCUCAAGAUCAGGAGUACCACCAACGAGAGUCUCAGAAAGCAAAAAAAAUCCUUGCAACCAGUGAUUACAGCCCUUCCUUCGAUACUCGGGCCAGAGGCACAAAAAACCGACUUGCAU
Molecule: messenger RNA, 1809 nt
Organism: Aspergillus uvarum CBS 121591
Lineage: Eukaryota; Fungi; Ascomycota; Eurotiomycetes; Eurotiales; Aspergillaceae
Exons: 3
Source: RefSeq, a predicted model, not a curated record